Pediculus humanus corporis (human body louse) is the source of this 1125-nucleotide messenger RNA. RefSeq names its product Acetylcholine receptor protein subunit alpha-type acr-16 precursor, putative. NCBI's taxonomy places the organism in Eukaryota, Metazoa, Arthropoda, Insecta, Psocodea, Pediculidae. The transcript is spliced from 8 exons. Gene Ontology annotation, cellular component: neuron projection; synapse; postsynaptic membrane. Gene Ontology annotation, molecular function: acetylcholine-gated monoatomic cation-selective channel activity; transmembrane signaling receptor activity. The record is from RefSeq and is a predicted model, not a curated record. The coding region runs from base 1 to 1125 and encodes 374 amino acids. Gene Ontology annotation, biological process: chemical synaptic transmission; signal transduction; regulation of membrane potential.
AUGCAACAUGGAAAUAAAACGUCCGUUAUUAUUGAACCUGUCAUUAGACACAUCGAAAUGGAUGAAAAACGUUCGAUAAUGACAAUUCACUGUUGGGCAAGUAUGUAUUGGGAAGAUGAAAAACUCAAAUGGAAUCCUAGCUCGUAUGGUGACAUGAAAGAAAUUCAUUUAGCUGAUCAUGAAGUUUGGCAACCGGAUGUGUUUCCAUACAACAGUGCGACAGGUAGUACAAUAGAUCAUUAUGGCAACACUAAUCUCAUUGCAUAUUUCAAUGGAACUGUUAUUUGGGUUCCUCCAUCCAUAUUUCAAGUUUUUUGUCAAAUGGAUUUUACAAAUUGGCCAUUCGAUAGUCAAACAUGUUCACUUAAAAUUGGGUCAUGGACUUAUAAUGGCGAACAAGUUGAUUUGUUUAAUUCGAAUCACAUGCAAACAGUUUACAAAUUACCAAAUUUAGUACCCAAUUCGGAAUGGGAAUUUGUUAAAAUGACAGUUAAAAGGAAUUCAGUUUAUUAUCCCUGUUGUCCGAUUCCAUAUACGGACGUUACAUUCGAACUCACGAUUCAACGACAUUCUGCAACUUAUAAAGCUCUUAUCAUUACGCCAGUUUCCGCCGUUAUUUUAAUGGUUUUGGCCUCAUUUUGGCUUCCACCGACGUCGGGGGAUAAAGUUACACUAGGAGGAGCUGCCGUUAUAACAACGUGUUUAUUUUUAUUAUAUUUUCUUGAAAAAAUGCCCGCCAUGGCUGGAAACACUCCUCACAUAAUUACGUUUUACAGUCAAACACUUUAUUUGGUAUCGAUAUCGGUCGCCAUUGAAGUUUUCAUAAUAAAUUUAGCAAAAAAUCCAAAAUUAUCUCCAUUGCCGUGGAUAUUAAAAAAAAAUCUCAUCGAAGGAGUUGGCAAAUGCCUCCUGAUAAAAACAUCGGAUAAUCGGAAUCAUUUUAGCAGAGGAGAAGAAAUGACGGAUAAUCAACCGGUACUUUCCGAACAGGGAAGACAUUCAAACGAAUCAAAUUCAAAUAUUUAUCAAAAAGACUGGAUAUUAUUUGCCACGGCCAUCGAUAGAAUUUUUUUCAUCAUAUAUAUUUGUUCAUUUUUCAUAAUGGCUUUUAUUUAUUUGAUAUAA